CACAGAUCCCCUCCUCCCAGCCAAACACUUGCUCCAUCAUGGACGUAUUUAAUUAAAUAGACCGGUCUACAUAGUGAUUGCACGCCUAUGAUACAUGCCUUCGUUUAUCGCACCCCACCUACGUGGCUUGAAUGUACGGUCUUACCCCUCUUCACUUAUUUUCUGGACGUUUGUAUGCCAUCACGCUUAACUUGACUCGACUCGGCGCCGGCAUCGUAGCAUCUUCACCCUGGGCUUAGUCCCACAAUGCCAUACUCAUCCGACCGUUUGGUAUACUCCUGUAGGCCAGGUGUACCUUCCCGCGUCGCUACAUUCAUUCCAUCAAAUUUCUGCAACUUAUCGCGAUGACAGGGUGGGGUUCUAAGGAUGAAGGAUCUCAGAGCCCGCAGACGGACACGAUCUCUCGGUGGGUACAAUCAGAUCUGGGGUCCUUGAGGGAGGAUAAGGAUGGUAACCCGGAAACCGCCAGUAUUUACCAAAUGACGCCAGCUGCAGCAUUGGGCCUACUCUGUGUUUACAUCGAAGUGCUUGCUAAGCAGAAUAUGGAUGGAUUGAAUGACACGCGGGUAGAUGCUGCCUCCGUGGUCAAGAAUAGGACUCAAUGCGAUGGCAUCUCCAGUGGGGAAGCCACCCCAGCAAGUGGCACCGAGAUACAUUGCUGCCCUGCAGGGUAUAAUGAGACAGGACGCGAUCGUAUCCAACUAGGCAUAUUGUCCAAGAGAUUCCUCUCAAAACGUGUGCCUCCGAUUACAAUACAAGACUACCUCCUGCGGCUUCAUCGGUACUGCCCGAUGUCAACAGCCGUCUAUCUUGCUACAAGCAUGUACCUCGCCCGAAUGGUUACGGUUGAAAGAAUCAUAUCGCUGAACCCUAGGAACAUGCAUCGUUUAGUCCUUGCUGGUCUUCGGGUAGCGAUGAAAACCCUGGAAGACCUUAGUUAUCCCCAUAGUCGCGUUGCGAAGGUUGGCGGAGUGAGUGAACGCGAACUGUCGAAGCUGGAAAUUAGCUUCUGCUUUCUGGCGGAUUUUGAAUUGCGAGUCGAUGCCCACGCGCUCGCCAAUCAGGCAAGUAUUCUUGAGAAGAAUGUUGGCUGUCACGGUCCUAUCGCUGGUUAAAUCCCCCUCGAUAAGGGUGUUUUGAUGUCUACUAGUUAUAGGUCAAUAGUUCUCAUGGAAUUUUCUCCUUUAUGUCUCCAAUGUUAUAAUGGAUAAUAUGGAUAAUUCACCCUGAUCACC
Molecule: messenger RNA, 1235 nt
Organism: Aspergillus alliaceus
Lineage: Eukaryota; Fungi; Ascomycota; Eurotiomycetes; Eurotiales; Aspergillaceae
Product: putative cyclin-dependent protein kinase complex component
Exons: 2
Coding region: 345-1115 (256 amino acids)
Biological process (GO): regulation of cyclin-dependent protein serine/threonine kinase activity
Cellular component (GO): cyclin-dependent protein kinase holoenzyme complex; nucleus
Molecular function (GO): protein kinase binding; cyclin-dependent protein serine/threonine kinase regulator activity
Source: RefSeq, a predicted model, not a curated record